Phalaenopsis equestris is the source of this 3017-nucleotide messenger RNA. RefSeq lists its product as uncharacterized. The record is from RefSeq and is a predicted model, not a curated record. NCBI's taxonomy places the organism in Eukaryota, Viridiplantae, Streptophyta, Magnoliopsida, Asparagales, Orchidaceae. Gene Ontology annotation, cellular component: plasma membrane. The transcript is spliced from 2 exons. The coding region runs from base 207 to 2507 and encodes 766 amino acids. Gene Ontology annotation, molecular function: calcium ion binding; protein binding.
AUUUUAUUGCUGCGUUUGGAUAAUUUGCUACUGAUUAUGGAAAGAAACUUAUGACUGGCCAUCAGCUCUAGCCUCUAUGUACAGCUGCAAUACAGCAAGAUCCAAACUAGUAGAAAGCCCCAAACCAAAGCUUCCCAUUUUACUGGAAUGCUAAGGAGCUACGGGACAAGCCCACGCCCCAACAGCCGGCCGGCGAAGAAUCUUCCAUGGAGAUUCCUCGCCGGAGCUCCGGCGAGGAGCUGACGAGGCGUCAAAAGGUACGUUCGAUAUUCGAGCGCUUCGAUUUGAACGGCGAUGGGGGUCUCGACCGCUCCGAAUUGGCCGCCCUCGUUGCUGCCGUGAACCCCGCCCUCCAUUUCACCGGCGAUCAGAUCUCGUCCAUCGUAGACGUGGUCUUCCGCUCUUACUGUGAUUUCAACGCUGAUUCUUCAUCCGGCCUCUCCCUCGACGGUCUCUGUCAAACCUACGCUGAUGGAGCCGGCGAUCUCGACCGCGAUUUUGCCGCUUUGUUUCUCUCUAAUGAGAAUCCAGAUGUGUUCAAUUCUAGUUUGAGCACCAAUCGGUACCUGCAGCUCUCUCUUACGUGGCUCUCUUCGCCCAACCAUGGCGUGAAGUAUGGUAGUACUUGGAAGGUGAUCGAAGAGGUUGAAAAUGCUAUUAGGGCUAAGAUUCGGGCUCGUGCAGUUAAGCUUUUGUCUAAAGAAUCCACUUUUGCGGAGGGAUUCUCAGAAGUGUGGUGCUCUACUGAUCUUGGGUUGGAGCUGGAGCGGAGGGGUUCAGAGUUUGUGUUUAACGAGAAGUCUAGUGAGUUCCGGGUUUUGUUGCAGGAGUUGAAGGCGAUUAGGGCUAAAGUUGACAGUAUGCUUAUGGUGGAAGAGGUAUUUGAUGGCCAUCUUGCGAUUGGGAGGACUUUGUUCGAACGCCGGUUGUUCAUGCAGGCGCUUGAAAGUUUCCGCCGCGCUUUAGAGCUACGGCCAAUGGAUGCGCGGCCUCUUUUCCGGAUGGGCAACACUCUAUGGUCUCUAGGCCGGAUUAAAGAGGCUAAAGAUAGCAUCUUGGCCGCUCUGGAGCUGGCUGAGAGCGAUUCAUUUCAGUGGUCAGGUCUCCUUCCUCAGAUUCAUGUGAAUUUGGGGAUAGUCAUGGAAGCAGAAGGCCUAGUGAUCAAUGCCAGUGAGCAUUAUCGCGAAGCUGCCAUCCUCUCCCCAAGCCAUUAUAAAGCUCUCAAGCUUCUUGGAAGCGCUUUGUUUGGUGUUGGUGAGUAUGAGCCAGCAGAGACGGCAUUGCAGGAAGCUGUUUUCCUCAAGCCAGACUAUCCUGAUGCACAUUGUGAUCUCGGAUGUGUUUUCUACGUCAUGAAGGAGGAGGAGAAGGCAAUUCUGGCCUUUCAAAGGGCGAUUGAUCUCAAACCUGACCAUUUAGAUGCUCUUUAUAAUCUAGGGAGCUUGCUUCUGAGUGCAGGUAGGCAUAAGAGAGCAGCAGACAUGUUUGGGAGGGUGGUUGCAUUCAAUCCAGGUCACUGGAAAGCUCAUCUGAAUCGAGGUAUCUCUUUGUUUGGUGCUGGAGAGCUGAAUGAGGCAAAAAAAGCUCUUUCUGAAGCAUUAAAGAUAACAAAAAGGAUAGAAUUGUAUGAAGCCAUUCAGCAUUUGAAGCAAUCAAAGAGAAAGAAACCGAAAGAUGAGCGAGCACAUUGGGUUACAGUUGAUGCUUCUAAGUUUGUGACAGCAGAUGAGAGAACCACAACUCAAAAAUGCUUGUCAGAUACCAUAUGGACUAGAGAAAUCCAGAAAUCAACUAAAUUAGGACGUUGUGAUGCUACUCUUCUGAAGAAGGAAAUGGAGGCAUACCAAUUCCCUGUUUCUUCUUCAGAUAGAUCGGUAAGGAAGGCUGAGGUGGAGCUUCUUCUCUACAAGCUUCUCCAUUCCUUGCGGCCUGAUACUUUUCGUGGUGCCAUCAAGGCAAUUGAUGAACGGAUAUGGCAUGUAUUGGAUAUUACUGGUUCUGGAAAGAUUGAUCUUGGUAUGUUCUUUGCCGUCAUAGCUCCUAUAUGUGGAGGAUCACCGGAGAAUCGAAAAAGAGCAGCCUUUGAUGCUCUUUCAUGGCAUCCUUCAAAGAAUGAACCACAUUACCUGUUUUCUAGUGUGGAUGCCUAUGUUUACAUGAGAAACUUGAGAAAGGUUUACUUUCUUUCUCAGCAGUUUUCUGAUCUGAUGGAGAUCCCCCAGGUAGGAGAUGGUAUUGAUAUUUCAUUUCAUGAAUUUGUGAACAUGUUUGAUGAUAUUGAACAUGGUUUUGGAAUAAUGAGUACAUUGAUGAAGCUAGAGGAAGGUGCUAAGGUGCACAGAAGCCGGCAUUCAUGUGGGGUUUGCAGGUACAGAAUCUCCAACCUCAUGUUCAAAGAAGUGAAGGCAAAGUUUUGUUUAUGUGCCAAUUGCUACAGUGAGUGUAAGGUCCCUUCUUUUUUUGACAAGGAAGAUGAGUACAAAUUCAAGGAGUGCUUUUUUGAGUAACUGGGAGAUGUCACUUUAUAUAUGAGAGUUAGUGCUCUGAUAUCUGAUAUAUGAGAGUAACUGGGAGAGGCUUUGCUUAUGUAGUUGGAAGGGGUGGCCUAUCAUGAAUUGGUUGGUCAAUGUUGUUAAUAUCAAUAUUUUAAUAAAAGAGGAUGCUUGCGUAAGGUUCUGGGCGUGACAUACGUUUAUUAUUUUGCCACCAAAAACGACAUUUUGACCAAGUACUAACAUCUCAAACUUCUGCCGUCCAUGUUCUCUUUCACAGCUUGCUAUGUUACUCUUCACCAAUUCUCGUGGAAAGCUCAGAAGCUCAUUCAUUCCUAUCUUCUGCAAAGCUAUAUAGAGGGCUCUAGUGCUGUUUGGUUCGGCCUAUGAUUUUUGUUUUUGGUGGGAAUGGGUUUGAGAUGAGGAGUUUUAUUCCUCUUUCAUCUUUUUUGGUCAUGUUAGAAAGUUAAGCUGAUGUUGUGAGUAGACAUCAUUAUAAAUCAUGUAGAGAAUCCAUUGAUUUGC